Boleophthalmus pectinirostris (great blue-spotted mudskipper) is the source of this 575-nucleotide messenger RNA. It is a transcript of the gene rps13, whose product is annotated as ribosomal protein S13. NCBI's taxonomy places the organism in Eukaryota, Metazoa, Chordata, Actinopteri, Gobiiformes, Gobiidae. Gene Ontology annotation, cellular component: nucleolus; cytosolic small ribosomal subunit; ribosome. The record is from RefSeq and is a predicted model, not a curated record. Gene Ontology annotation, molecular function: small ribosomal subunit rRNA binding; structural constituent of ribosome. The transcript is spliced from 6 exons. Gene Ontology annotation, biological process: translation. The coding region runs from base 84 to 539 and encodes 151 amino acids.
GGUACGUGAUUACGUCACAGCGGCGCAGACGCAGAAGCCUUUUAGGUGUCGCGUGUGCCUCUCUCUCUUCCUCCGCCGCCAUCAUGGGUCGCAUGCACGCUCCCGGAAAGGGCUUGUCCCAGUCAGCUCUGCCUUACAGACGCAGCGUGCCAACAUGGCUGAAGCUGACGUCUGAUGAUGUGAAAGAGCAGAUCUUCAAACUGGCCAAGAAGGGUCUGACUCCCUCCCAGAUCGGUGUGAUCCUCCGUGAUUCUCACGGUGUGGCUCAGGUCCGAUUUGUCACCGGAAACAAAAUCCUCAGAAUCCUGAAAUCCAAAGGUUUGGCCCCAGAUCUGCCUGAGGACCUGUACCACCUGAUCAAGAAGGCUGUGGCCGUGCGCAAGCACUUGGAGAGGAACAGGAAGGAUAAAGAUGCCAAGUUCCGUCUGAUUCUGAUCGAGAGCAGGAUCCACAGAUUGGCUCGUUACUACAAAACCAAGAGAGUCCUUGCUCCCAACUGGAAGUACGAGUCGUCCACAGCCUCUGCUCUGGUGGCAUAAACGCUCAUUUUGGAUUAAUAAAACUUGUUAAAAUUA